CAUCGUAAUAAUGAAACCCAGUCUAACCUAAAUUGCCUGUUUGAAGAGGUGGAGUCGAACAAAACUGCAAACUUUUAAAUCUAAAUCCAUUACAAUAAAUCUCACAUAAAAAAGAAUCACCAUCAAGCCAGCCUAGCCGAAAUUACCUGUUUGAAGAUGUGGAGUUGAACAAAACUGCAAACUUUGGAAUCUAGAAAUAAAUCUCACAUAUAAAAGAAUUUACAAACUUCGUCAAUUAAUCAUUAAAAUCUUUCAUCAAUUCAUUAAAAGCUUAUUUGAGUGCAGAGGUAGCUUAUUUGAGUGCAGAGGUAGUGUGGGAAUAUGAAGAUGAAGAUGAAGGCACUUUCAUGGUGGUUGAUGUUGGUUGGUGUUGUACGUCUCUCAUCAGUUUGGUUUGGAUUUUUCGACAUAUGGGCACUUCGUCUUGCUGUCUUCUCCCAGACUAAUAUGACUGAAGUGCAUGGAAGGACAUUUGGGGUUUGGACACUUCUUACAUGCACCCUAUGCUUUAUGUGUGCUUUUAACCUUGAGAAUCGGCCGCUUUAUUUGGCUACACUACUGUCAUUUUUCUAUGCCCUCGGCCAUUUUCUGACAGAAUAUCUUAUCUACCAUACAAUGGCAAUAAUUAACUUGGCGACUGUUGCUCUCUUUGCAGAUGUUCAAUGUACAACAGGGAACAAUGAUAUAUUGCUGUUAUAAUAGUUGAUGGAAAGAUUAUACUGCUGAAGCAUGAACUGAUAUCAAUGGCACUAUGCAAAUUUCUUACCAAGUUUGCCCAUGUACAUUAAACCCACACCAAAUGAAAACAAUAAUGAUUUACCACCAUUACAAGCCCAGAAAUCACUUGCAAGCUAGCAACAUCAACUGCAGGUCUGAAAUAUUAAUGAUUACUUUUGGUACAGGCUUGGACAGGAUGCUCACACCCCAAACUCUCAGUAAUUUAGCUGUGAAACUACUUUUUGUUGUUUACAUGAAGAUGCUUUUCUUC
Molecule: messenger RNA, 988 nt
Organism: Cryptomeria japonica (Japanese cedar)
Lineage: Eukaryota; Viridiplantae; Streptophyta; Pinopsida; Cupressales; Cupressaceae
Product: ergosterol biosynthetic protein 28
Exons: 3
Coding region: 322-699 (125 amino acids)
Cellular component (GO): membrane; endoplasmic reticulum
Molecular function (GO): protein-macromolecule adaptor activity
Source: RefSeq, a predicted model, not a curated record